AUGGCCGACCCCGACCCAGAAGAAGCGGCCGCCCAGAAGGAAGAGCGCCUCAAAUCCGCCCUCUGGUACAGCAUCGGCCAGUUCGUCGACAACCAAUGCCAGCUCAAAGACCGCAACGCGACGCCCCAGUUCAUCGGUGCGCUGACCGAGCUGGUCUGGGCGCAAAUCGAAUCCGCCUCCCGCGACCUGUCCACCUUCGCGCGCCACGCCGGCCGCACCCAGGUCAACACGGCCGACGUCCUGCUGCUCGCGCGCCGCAACGAAGGGCUGGAGGCGCUGCUGCGCCAAUUCGUCGACGAGCACCGCGCCGAGCGGAGGAGUGCUGCUACUGAGACUGCGACGCGGAGUAACGGUAACACUGCUGCUGGCCGGGAGGAGGAGGGACCCGCGGGAGGGGACGAGGGAGAGGGAGAGGGAGAGGGAGGGGUGGUGGUGGGGGAUGAGUAA
Molecule: messenger RNA, 447 nt
Organism: Diplodia corticola
Lineage: Eukaryota; Fungi; Ascomycota; Dothideomycetes; Botryosphaeriales; Botryosphaeriaceae
Product: apoptosis-inducing taf9-like domain 1 family protein
Exons: 4
Coding region: 1-447 (148 amino acids)
Biological process (GO): resolution of meiotic recombination intermediates; replication fork processing
Cellular component (GO): FANCM-MHF complex; Fanconi anaemia nuclear complex
Molecular function (GO): protein heterodimerization activity; chromatin binding
Source: RefSeq, a predicted model, not a curated record